CCCUUUACAAGAAACAAAAACCAGAAGCUCUACAGUAAGACAAAAGGAAGCACUGGCAAUGAAAACAUUUAUUUUCUGGAAAGGACAGAAUGAAGAUGAAAGGGUUUUUCAUCUUUUUGUUAAAUCUGCCAGUGGUCUUCAGUGAUCAAGCCAUUAAAGAAAGCGUUCCGAUGAAGAGCUUGAGAUGCCACAAUGACUAUAAGUCACUCAUGACAUGCACAUGGAAGGAACAUUCAGAGGCCCAUGCCCUCCUUGGUUUGACUCUAUACCACACGCGUGUUACUGAAAAUGUCAGUGAGGAGAUGCACUGCGAAAAGGAGCUAGGAGAAGACUUACAUGAGGCUUCAGAUCCCUACACCCAUUGGAUUUGUUGGAAAACAGUCAAAGAUUUUCAAAGCGGGGUGGAUGACUAUUACAGCUUCAAACCCCAGCAGAUUCUCGAAGCACACCUUGAAGUUCAUCCUUUCCAAAAUGUUCAGCCCCUUCCACCUCAAAACCUCUCCGUCAGAGAAAGUUCAGGAGACUUCUUGCUGACCUGGACAGCACCUGAUGGAAGCCAAGGGCUGGGCAGUGCAUUGGAGUAUGAAGUUGCUUACAAGCGGGAGUGGGAGUCCUGGGAGAAGGCUGCUUCACGCCUGCUCUCCAACACCACUCGUUGCCAUCUCAGCCACCUCAUCCCAGGGAGCAGAUACGUUGCCCGUGUGCGAGCCAGACCGGAGCAGGGCAGAGGCUUCUCUGGGCACUACAGCGAGUGGAGCACAGAUGUGUCCUGGGAGACUCCUGAAGGUGGCAUUCAUCCCAGGAACCUUCAUUGCCUCUUCAACGGUGCCUACCUGAUGUGCAGCUGGGAAGUGAAGAAAGUGAUUGCCACCUCUGUCAUCUUUGGCUUGUUCUUCAGGCCCACUCCAGCAUCAGUGGAAAAGGAGUGCUCUCCUGUGUAUGAGAAGAAUUUGCCCCAUGUCCCAUAUGUGGUGCAGAGCUGUGGAAUCCCUGUUAGCAAUAUCAGCAGUCGGAGCCAGUACCAAGUGUCUGUGCGGACCAAGACGGAGGAGAAAUGGAUAGAAGCCUACAAGAACAUUAAGGUGCUGCCACCUGCAAAUGUGUCAGUGGAACUGAUGAAAAGCCAAGAGUAUGAACUGAGGUGGAAAAAACACUCUUUACGGUAUGGUUUCAUCAAACAGAAGUACCAAGUCCAGUUCUGGAUUCACAACCAGUAUGAAAAGACUGUGCAGACAAUAAAUAUUACCAAUGAUGAACCUCCCUUCAUCUUCACUGAUCAGAUGCUGUCACCAUCUGCAAAAUACAGGGGAAGAAUGCGUGCAAUGGUGAAUUAUCAGGAUUAUCAGGGAUACUGGAGUGAAUGGAGUGAGGAGUUCACCUGGGAAACUGAGAACGUUCUUUCACCAGUGGUUCUCCCACUGAUGCUCCCAGUUAUCAUCAUCACUUUGCUCGUUGUUGCUUAUUGCAGCUUUAAGUAUUUCCUCAGGCAGAAGAAACUGUGGGAGGAAAAGAUUCCAAACCCCAGCAAGAGUCUGCUGAUCCAGAGCUACCUGAAGAAAGUUCCUCUAAGAAACGAGUGUGCAAGCAGGCAGCUGGACAUCAACAAAUGCAGCCUUGCAGAGAACAUGGAUCAGCCUAGCUUCCUUCAAGUUGUAGACAGGCAGACCAAGACUUUGGCAGAGCCCCCUGAAGCGCAGACUGAAAGGAUGGAGGUUUCUUCUGCUGCAUUGGAUCCACAGAACCCAUACCAUGCUUUAAAUGUGCCAGAGCAUGCCCCAGUUGUCUGCCCAAGUCAGAUUCCUGGCCAUUCAUUUUCUGUUUCAAGGACAAACGGUGCUGAUGCAAGUAUAACUUCCCAGACAGCAAUCACUUGCUUUGCUUUCAAUGGCCCAUACUUGUACAGCCCAGUCAUGUCCUCUCAGCCUGAGAUGCAUCAGACCCUGGAAGUGACCUCGAAUCCAAUGGGAAAACAGGAGAAAGCAGUGUCUCUACAGUACGUGAGUCUUCCAGACAAAGCCAGUCCCCAGGCUGCGCAGAGACAAGAGCAGCCGGGAGCAGGUCCUCUGCAGCCCUUCCUGCUCCCAGAUCAGAAGGAAGUGAUGCGUUAUCUCAACGAUGAGAAGGAAGUUUCACCACUUCCCACCACCUGUGAGAAAAGCACAGAUGUGAGAACAGAAGAGCAGAAAUCUCCAGAGGCUCCUGGCUGUCCCACAUUCCUUCAGCAGUGCCCCUUGGAGUACAUCACCACAGACAGCCUGUUACUGCCAUCAACCAGCAAUGCCACACACCUGCCUCUUGUCACUGCUGGGGGCAAACCCUGUGACACGCAGGAGCCCUAGCAGGCCAUUCAGCUUUUCAAAAGCCUGAAAUCAGACGAUUACUUCUCCUGGCAGCAAUCUUUGAGGAUCACAGAAAUCUGCUAAAGGAGCAAGUAUCAAUGAAUAGCAAGGCUAAGAGUAGCUGAAAGAGGUUGCAGCUAUUUGAUAAAAACAAACUCUGCAAGCGAAUAAGUAACAAUUCCUUUUUCUGUCUUCCAGUGCAAAGUGUUAAAAGCCAUGGCUUGAUCUCAUCCUCAGUGACCUUUGCAAUUUUGUCAUGAAAGACAAUCUAAAUAUUGCCAUGUUGAGAGACAUGGUAUUUUUUGAACUUUUUGGCUUAACAUGGAGGUAUUGCUGAGAUAUAUAUAUUAUUGGAGGAAAUCCCAAGGACUCCAUCAGUACAGUAAAAGGAAUGGAACAAGAUGAGAGAAAAGAUGUGAAGGUGCAGAAGCCUGUGUCUGAUGGGGCUUUUCCAUUUCUAUAUGUUAAAAUAUAAAAUUUUUUUCUUUUAAGUUCAUUGGAUGUUUAUGCAUGUUAUAUUUCAUCUUAACUAUGUGACUUCUUUUUUUUUUUUUUUUUCUUCAUAAGCUGUAUUGAAAAGGAGGAACCACUUUUUUUUGGUCAUGAGUAAGAAAGCUAGUUUCUUCCAGGCUGUAUGGUUGUGCUCUAUCUAGGCUGGUACUAAAAGAAGGCGUUCAAAUUCAUAUGCAAAUCAGGUAUCUGGAUUCAGAUCUCCGAUAUACAUCAUCUUGAUGGGCCUUGCAUUGCUUCAGUUUUAAUAACCAAGAAGAAUAGGCAGUGGGAGAAUUUCUGCUCCACUCAGGGCUUUCAAAUGAAGUUCAUUUACGUUGUGAUCAGAACUCUGAGCGCUGUCUUUUCCUCCUGCGCUUCACUGGGCGUUUGAAGAGACAGCUCUUGGAGACAGGAUUUAUGGAUACAAAGAUGUUUAUAGGUAGAAAAACAUGACCCCACAGAGCAGCAUGAAUAAUGUGAAAAUUACUUGAGGAGCCUGGAACUUGAAGAGUAACAUGCCAUUAUCCAGAAAGGGAAGCUGAAUGGUGGUUUUCUUCAGCAACUGUAACAAUCAUCUUGGAACAGAAAGAAUUUCUGCUAUAACGAUUAGCUGUGCAAUAUCCACCUAAGCAUUAUUAAAGAAAAUAUGUAGUGGACAGUGGAAGCAGGAGAAUAACUUACAGCUACUCUGUGUUAGAGAAGUCCACUUAUUACAGAGAUACAGAAUCAAAGCUUCCAUAAAUUUUGUCUUUGUCUUACAUUCCUUUCUGCAUGAGGCCUAGUUGCAGUUGGAAUGCUAAAAUCAUACAAUUCUGCUUUUUAUUGGCUUUAGGACUGUUUCAUUUCCUAGGUCUUAGCCUUCCUGAUCAGUAGCUCAAGCCCCAGAGUUACUGUGCAAAAGGACGUUGCGGCUACCUUCCCUCAUGCUAGGUACUGAUAUUCAGGAAAGGAAGCAUUAUGAUGGUUGGGCUAUAUAAUCAUAGUGGUCUUUCCAACUUUAAUGCUUCUGUGAUUCUGAUGACACAGGAUGCACGUGUAACAGGCUCUAGUGAUUAGGUUUGCCACAAAGCAGUUCAAGUCCCUCACCCGGUAUAUCUGAGAGGUGAUUCCCCCUGUAUUUCCUAGGUUGCCAAAAAAAGAGAAAUAGAUAUCUCCAUUAAAAGUGUGGAUCACCUUUUACAACUCUCUGACUCAAACUACAAAGAUUCUGCCUGCGUUUUGACAGUAAUAAAUUUUCUCUUUCUUACUCUCA
This is a messenger RNA of Gallus gallus (chicken), 4083 nucleotides long. RefSeq names its product colony stimulating factor 2 receptor beta common subunit (gene CSF2RB). Lineage: Eukaryota; Metazoa; Chordata; Aves; Galliformes; Phasianidae. The transcript is spliced from 13 exons. Bases 90 to 2339 code for a protein of 749 amino acids. Gene Ontology annotation, molecular function: cytokine receptor activity; protein binding. The record is from RefSeq and is a predicted model, not a curated record. Gene Ontology annotation, cellular component: external side of plasma membrane. Gene Ontology annotation, biological process: immunoglobulin mediated immune response; cytokine-mediated signaling pathway.